Messenger RNA from Carassius carassius (crucian carp), 1343 nucleotides. RefSeq names its product inositol 1,4,5-triphosphate receptor associated 2 (gene irag3a). Lineage: Eukaryota; Metazoa; Chordata; Actinopteri; Cypriniformes; Cyprinidae. The record is from RefSeq and is a predicted model, not a curated record. The transcript has 12 exons. Bases 137 to 1180 code for a protein of 347 amino acids.
UGAAGAAAAACAAGUCCUGACCAACAAUCAGACUGAGAACAGUGAGAAUGACUCUGAGGAGGGGUCUAGACACGAAGACCAAAUUGCUUUAGAAGAGUCGUUUGUUAGGGUGAGGCUGGGUCCUAACAGUGUUGACAUGACAGAGGAGGAACUGGAGGCUGCUUUCUCUCAGCUGUCUCUGGCCUUUCGCUGUGACCAGUACACACUUUGUCAGAGGCUGGAGAUGGAGGAACACGCUCGGGACAAUGCUGAGGACAACCUCAAACUAGAAGUGGAAAGAGGCAUGGAAGUGCUUGAGACACUCAAGGGAAUGUGUUUAGAUAUCAAACGUGCCAGGCUUCUCCAGCAUCUUGAGCUGUCUCUUAACAUUAUCGGGGGCACCAUCGGACGAAUCUCCAAGACAGCUGAGGUUCUUGGGGCUGUGCAUCAGGAGGCUAAAGUGAGCCAUGCAGUGGAACUCAUGGUGGCUCAUGUGGAGAACCUGAAGCGCCGUCAUGUGAGGAACAGCGUUGAACUGGAGGAGAUGAAGAAACAGAUGGAGAAAAGCAGCAGAGAGCACAACGUCUGCGAGCAGAGGGAGGAAACUGACACUAUUGAAAAGCUGGAAAAAGACCUACAGAAGCCACAAUUACGGCGUAGAAUCAGUACAAACAUCAUUGCAAAGCAAAUCCAGAGGCAAAAGGUGAAGGAGGCAGAAGCUAUAUUAUCUUCAGUGACCAGUGAGAUUAGGGAAGAGAUAAAAUCAACCACAAAGAAACCUGACCACACAGACUACUGCCAUAUGAAUAGAGGGCAAGUACCCCAAGAUGACAGCCCCUCACAAACUGUCACGGCGGAUGCUACUGAGGAGACAUCCUCUACCCAAAUCCAUCCCAAUCAGAUUCUGAGGCUUGAGCUGGACCCUGCCUUUGUAAAAAAAAACACAAGUUCACUGCCAGUGUUAGCUCAUCAAAGGCUGAGGAGGAAGGCAUCGCUGGAGCGCAGUCAUGCCUGGCUCAAGAGAUCUGAGCACUACCUCAGAGACUGUAAUAGAUGUGUCAGUAGCUUACAGCGCUCUCUUAUUCAGUGGAUGUACCGUUGCCGCUGGAUAAUCCUUGCCAUUUACCUCACUGUUCUUUGCUCGAUCAUUAUAUUAGCCAUAUUAGUAUGGUUGAUGCAAACACCCAUCUUAUGGAUGUGAAACUUAUAACCAUAGACAUAGAAAUGUGACGAAUAUGUUAAAAUACUGUUGAUAGCUUUUACUUACCGUUUGCUAGACAUUUUAACUUUGAUUUAUGGGAAGCUAUUUAUAGCAUGUAUAGUUUUAAAUGAUCUCAGAAUAAAAUUCAUGUACUAGCACUCAA